UCUCAUCUCCUUCACGGUGGACCACUGCGUCACACACCACUCUCUCUCCACCGUCAAACUCCAAAACCCAUUCUUCAUUUCUCCCCCAAAAUCUCUCCAAUUCCUUAAAUUGGUUUCACCGUAAACCCAUAAUUCGCACUUUGUCAAUCCGAUCUUGAAGUUCGAAACUCGAGCACGGCUUAACUUGAGGGAUAAUUUCGAGCAAAAGUUGAAGAAUUCGAAACAGCUAAGAUUUUAACGGUGCAUUGAGGAGCCUUGGAGCUUAUUUUCAUCCCCUGGUCUCUUUUUCUUAUGUGGUGGUGCUUGAGAGGCUUUUUGUAUGACAUAAAUGCUCUAGAUCAGAAAAAAAGGUCUAACAUGAAGUUAUCAAACAUUCCGCAACGCUAUGUGAUAGUCUUCUUAACUUUUCUCAGCACCUCCGUGUGUUACAUCGAGCGUGUUGGCUUCUCUAUUGCAUAUACAGUCGCUGCAGAUGCUGCCGGGAUCAACCAGUCAAGCAAAGGAACCAUACUUUCCACAUUCUUUGUUGGCUACGCUUGUUCUCAAGUCCCCGGAGGUUGGGCGGCUCAGAAAAUCGGUGGAAGGAAAGUUCUUCUCUUGUCGUUUGUUUUAUGGUCAUCGACGUGUUUCUUGGUUCCUCUCGAUCCAAACAGAGUCGGGCUCUUGGUUUUUGCACGUUUGCUUGUUGGUGUUGCACAAGGUUUCAUCUUUCCCUCUAUCCACACAGUUUUGGCUCAGUGGGUUCCUCCUCAUGAAAGGUCUAGAUUGGUUUCGAUAACGACCUCGGGGAUGUAUUUAGGUGCUGCUUUAGGAAUGUGGUUGCUCCCUGCUUUAGUUGAGCUUAGAGGUCCUGAAUCAGUUUUCUUAGCAGAGGCAUUAGCUGGUGGUAUAUGGUCAUUGCUUUGGAUUAGGUACGCUACUGACCCACCUCGAUCUGAGCAUCCAAAAGCCGCUGCUGCUGGAUUUGGAGGUGCACUCUUGCCAACUAAUAACGUAAACCACCAUAAAGUUACUCAUAUCCCAUGGAAGAAGAUCAUGCUCAGUUUACCCGUUUGGGCCAUUGUGGUUAACAACUUCACGUUCCAUUACGCUCUGUACGUGUUGAUGAACUGGCUUCCGACCUACUUCGAGCUUGGACUUCAGAUCAGUCUUCAGGGAAUGGAUUCGUCAAAGAUGGUGCCGUACCUCAACAUGUUUGUGUUCUCCAUUGUUGGUGGGUUUAUUGCAGACUAUUUGAUCACCAAGAGAAUACUCUCGGUGACAAGAACACGCAAGUUCUUGAACACGGUUGGGUUUUUGGUUGCUUCAGCGGCGUUGAUGGCUUUGCCUCAGUUUAGAACCUCGAAUGGUGUGAUCUUGUGUUCCUCUGUGGCUCUUGGGUUUCUGGCGUUGGGAAGAGCCGGUUUUGCGGUGAACCAUAUGGACAUUGCUCCGAGAUAUGCAGGGAUUGUGAUGGGUGUUUCGAAUACUGCUGGGACAUUAGCUGGAAUCAUUGGAGUUGAUUUGACAGGAAAGCUUCUUGAGGCAUCUAAACUGGUUUACUCAGAUUUGUCACAUCCAGAGAGCUGGAGAGCUGUGUUCUUCAUUCCGGGUUUGCUCUGUAUCUUUAGCUCCGUUGUGUUUUUGCUGUUUUCUACAGGAGAAAGGAUCUUUGAUUGAGAAAAGGAUCAGACUUUUUUGAUAAACCCUUAUCAAGAUUAGUUAGUUAAGCCUCUACAAUUAGAGAGUUUUUUUUGUGGGAGUUGUUUUGUGUGCAGUAAAGAUCUUGUCCUGGGGCUCAAAUUUGUAUUCUUUUUAUUUGGUGAAUAAACUUGAAUCACACCAAGAGUAUUAUUAGUUCGUUUCUAAAUACACUCUGAAUAAAACUUAAAAAUUGUAAUCUU
Messenger RNA from Eutrema salsugineum, 1883 nucleotides. Its product is annotated as probable anion transporter 5. Gene Ontology annotation, biological process: transmembrane transport. The record is from RefSeq and is a predicted model, not a curated record. Lineage: Eukaryota; Viridiplantae; Streptophyta; Magnoliopsida; Brassicales; Brassicaceae. Bases 292 to 1659 code for a protein of 455 amino acids. The transcript is spliced from 2 exons. Gene Ontology annotation, molecular function: transmembrane transporter activity.